CAAAGGUAGCGCAAAAGCGCCAUCUAGUGGCUUUUAGUAGAUGUGCUGGAAGUGAUUGCACAUGACAAUAACAGCUACGCCACAGGAAAACUGUUCCUGAAGUCGCGAUGCAGUGUUGGGGUUAAUUAUUAAUAACUGUGUGCGUCCAUUUGAGAAAACCACACACACACAACCAACAUGCUUAUGAUUAUGAUCUAAAUCUACCAUCUCCAUAAACAUAAGCUGAGUGCCAACUGCUGCAUCCAACUUUGUACCUAUAUUGUAAAGUGUGGCAACGCUGCUGUCUAAUGUAUGUCUGUGCUGCUGAAGAAAGUUCAGUAAACUGUUCAAACUGAUUCCUGCCUCCUGUCCUGCGUUCUGACAGACGCUCCAAGGCGAGAACUAUAACCUCCUAAGCACCUGUGGUCCUUUCUCUCAAACAAUUUGGUCCUUCGAGCCGGAUCUCAGUGCUUACCUUGGUUAAAGAUGGCUACUUCUAAAGACAAGAGUGAAGUCCUUCCAGAAUCUGUGCGGCCAAGACGUCAAGUCCGACUGCCAGCCUAUUUGUCAGACUACCAAGUAAAUGUAUCCAGCCACAGAGAACUGGCUUCCUCUUAUACAGCAGAUACUGCAGCACAGACUACAUUUAGACGAGAAGAGGAGUGCAGUGCAGAGAGUGAUGGAACUGCUAGGAAGAUGUCUUCAGCUGGUUCAGCAUCGGCCAGACCUGGAAGUCAGUAUUCGACAAGAGAUGAGUGGGGAACCUUUUAUGCUGAAUUAGAGGACAUUCAAGCUCAGCUUGGCCAGGACACCCAGCUCAUACGGAGUUUACGAGAUAGAGUGCGCCAGCAUGUAUUAUCCAAAUGCUGUGGGGAGGAAAUCCCACAUGCAGAUACACGCCCAUUACUGAGAGAUGACAGAGUUUCUUCGCCUGCAACCAGGCAGCCCCUUUCAAACCUUGCUCACUUAUCAUCCUCACCAGCCUCCUUCUCAGCCUCAUCCCAAGUCUCAUCACUCCAGACCCAAGUAUCAGCUGUGUCCUCAGGCGAGUCCCAUUCAGUUACCCACCUAACACCACAGAGACUCAGAACAACAUUGGAAGUAAAUCCACCUCCUCAGGAGGACGAGUCAUGGCCUGAACCACCACCUUCUGUAUGUGAUGAUGCACCAUACAGAGCUAGGGAAGAGCGUGAAUUCCCAGUCAGUUAUGCUACUUCUAUCAGUUAUUCAAACCCAGUGGAAUUAGCUGUGGAGAGAGCAGUAGCACAGCCCUACUAUGCACAUUAUGUUCCAGCCUGUGUAAACUCAUUCCAGAAUCCGUCACUCAGACCUGACCGAGGGGAUAUAAGAACUAACCCCAUUUCACAAGAUACACAGGGUCAGAGCAGUUCAUUGUAUCCUUCCCUCGCACGCCCUCCAACUCAAGCUCCGUAUUCAAGGCCCUAUUCUACACCCUGGCCGAAUGUUGCUCCACCAGCUCAGCAACAAUCUAUGUAUGCUCCACGAUCAGUGCAACAGACUGAACCAUGGCUUAAACACUCAGAAAUGCCAUACAGCCAGCCACAGCCAUCGCCUUAUGAAACCUUUCCCACAUCACUGCUAGCACAGGAGAAAGUCUAUCUAGGCCCUAAGCCACGAAUCCCCAUGCUGGUUCAUCGAGAUCCUGCAGAAUUCGCCAGGUUGAAGAUGUCAUUGGAGAAUCUACUGCCAGCUGAUACCACCGAGCUCUUUAAGUACCAGAUAUUGGUUGACCAUCUCAAAUUAGAGGAAGCCUCCCUUAUUGCUGACUCUUAUCUGAACUCUGCCACCCCAUACUCUGAUACAAUGACAGCCUUAAACGAGAGGUUUGGUCAACCGCAUCAGUUAGCCCUCAAAAGAAUUGCCCAAGUCAUGGAUGCUCCUGACAUUAAGCGAGGGGAUCAUGAGGCAUUUCAGAGGUUUGCACUACAGAUCAGAGCUCUUGUGGGGAUGUUGGAAACCCUUGGUGUAGAGGGAGAAGUGGAGUUGAAGUGUGGUUCCCAUGUUGCCAGACUGCUUGGCAAACUACCUCCAGAGUUGCGUGCAGACUUCCGCCGACACCUGUAUUAUCAGUCCGAUUCAGUUUAUACAUUACCUGAAUUCUCUAAGUGGCUCCAGUACGAAGCAUGGUGUCAAGGCCAUACCGAACCAUUCACCAAAGGAAAUCCUGAGUGCCGAACCAAGCCAGCCCGCCUAACCAGACCAGCCACGGUCCUCCAUGGUGCCAAAGCUGCCUCACAGAUAAAGGGCCCAGAUCCAGGAACUAAAACAUCCACCUCAAAAACCAUGCAGCAUUUGUCAAAACCAACACCUUCAGAUACUGCAUGA
Carassius auratus (goldfish) is the source of this 2325-nucleotide messenger RNA. RefSeq lists its product as uncharacterized. NCBI's taxonomy places the organism in Eukaryota, Metazoa, Chordata, Actinopteri, Cypriniformes, Cyprinidae. The record is from RefSeq and is a predicted model, not a curated record. Bases 466 to 2325 code for a protein of 619 amino acids. The transcript has 3 exons.